This is a messenger RNA of Pseudomyrmex gracilis, 1429 nucleotides long. Its product is annotated as TNF receptor-associated factor 6-like. The record is from RefSeq and is a predicted model, not a curated record. Gene Ontology annotation, molecular function: protein binding. Lineage: Eukaryota; Metazoa; Arthropoda; Insecta; Hymenoptera; Formicidae. The transcript is spliced from 5 exons. The coding region runs from base 2 to 940 and encodes 312 amino acids.
AAUGUCAGCGGUCGCGUGUUGUUUUUACUUCAUUUCAUUGUUUUAUCUCAGUGCGCUCUAUUUGGCAAGAGGCGGUGUGAGCGAACCUUUGCGGAAACCGCCCGCAAUUGAGGCCAAUGUCACCAGCGACGAUGUGACGGAAACGCAGCACACUAUUUGCAAAAUCGCGACGGAGGAUGUGGUCGCAAAUGCACGCGCCACCGUCACAACAGUCCUCGGCGGAGCUUGCAAGGCAAAGACAAUGGACGAGAAGUUUGCGAGUCUGGAGGAAAAAUUAAUCAGGGAAUUCGCGGAUAUCAAGUGGUUGCUUUACAGCGUCCUGGAGCAACAGCCGGAUCACUUGAACAACAACAUACGAAACGCUAAACUAUAUGACGCGACCGACAGUUAUUUGUCCCCGAGGCAGGAUGAGAUCAAUAAAUUCAACAACACCGUGCAAAACUUAUCAACAUCGAACGGUUCGGCAUUCAUUUAUUAUUGGCGGGUGAACAACUUGAACGAGAUGCUGGCGACCUGGCGAACCGGUCGCUCGUUGCGCAGCUCAACAUUUUACGCGGAUCGGAUUUACGCUAUGUAUUUAAAAAUCACACCGAAAUAUUUCCCCGACGGCACGAUCUUCGUAGGAGUUGGACUGACGCACGGACGUUAUGAUUCUAUUGUCGCGUGGCCUUUUUCACAUAAAAUCCGUCUUGAGAUGUUAGAUCAAUCUCCGGACGGGAUGCGUGAUGAUCGACGAUCUCGAAUUUGGGAUCCGGCUACACUCUGCACGGAAAGUUUUUGGGGCAGGCCUGCGGAAAAAGCGGACAAUCCUGUGUGCGUAGGAUUGAGCAUUCCCAGAAAUGUUAUUCUGUCAAAAUCAACGACGUCUCAACGAUACUCAAACAAUAUCAAGUACAUGUGGAACGGUAAUGUAAUAAUAAAACUUACUGUUUAUCUGUAGAUUAUAUUUAUAGCGUGUUGAGAUAUAUAUGUUAAUCAUCUCAGAAAGCAAAUUUGAUAUAUUUUUGCUAUCACAAUUAUAAAAGAAAUGUAUCAACUUAUUGUGUGUGUACGUGGUAAAGGAAAAAUUAUUAAAAGAACGAGCGAACUAAUUAAGAAUCAUUUUGUCUCGUAUAUUGAUUGACUAGGUAUAACAGAUUUUAUAGAAUUUAUUUUGAAUAAAAACUAGAUAAAAAACAAUUAACAAUUUCACUUAAAAAUUAUACGAUUUAAACUUGCUAGUGGCAAAUUAAUUACAAUCUCUUGACCGAGUAUGCGGUAUGUAUACGAACAGGCUAACAGCGCUUAUACGCUGUUAAAUUGCUCUCAUAAAAAAAUGAAGAUUUCUGAACAUAGUUUGUCUAGCUAUAUAUGUAGCACCAAUAUUGCGCAUUGAUUAAACUUUAUAUGAUUUUCGUUUUUUUUUUUUUUUUUUUUUUUUUUUUUUUUU